AUGACGGCCUUUGUGAACACCAUCGUGGCCACCAACUUUGGCAGGAUUCGUGGACAAGGCGAUCUUGCAGAUAUCUCUCUCACCUCCAUGCUUGAGGCCGAGAUGUCCUCCAGGGAAGAGCUGACUAUUCACCCAGCCCCUGUCUUCCAUCCUCCCCCCGCUGUUGAUGAGGGUGUCGAGGGCGAUGUCCGCAUGCAGGAAUUGGACGACUCUGCUUGCCCUGCCUCCCCCUCUCGCAUCCCUGCUUCCAAGAAGCACAAGGGUGUUGAUUGUCCAGUGCCACCUCCUCAGAAGAAGAAGAGCAAGGUUGCCUACUCUUGCCCUGGUCCGCCUCCGCUGAUCAAUCGUGCUACCAAACCCAAGUCUUGUCUGACGACGUGGGCAGGGAUUGCACGACAGGCCAUGCCGAUGCCUCCCCCGCCUCCUGGCUUGGGACCGCAGCGUCGUGGGCCUUCCCCUCCCCCUGCAUUCCCAACGGGUCCAAUGAAGACUUCGCUUCAUCAGUCUGUUCCUUCUUUUACUUCUGAGGGCCCCACCCAGAAGCAGGUUCUUGUGUCAUUUGGGGGUACCCCUCCCGACUUCACGAAAUUCUUCACCAAGUUGGCCGUCCAUGCGGCCAACGGAUACCUCAGGGAUGGCCAUUCCAUGUUGAAGGUCACCUCCAUUGUCCACACCUACGACAGCCUGUCGUUGGUCACCCCUGCUGUUGCCAGCCCAUCUGACCUGGACAUCCUGCGCAACUUCAUCCAUGAAAGCCUCCCAACGGGUACCCCAUUUGAGGUUGCACUCCUGUCAUCGACAUCUUUUAUUAAGAUCCUCAAUGUUCCUUACUUUGACCCCAAAGGGCUGAAGAUCACCCAGGAGGCGCUUGAAAAGGCCCUCCGUACCUCGGUUCAUGCUGAGGUUUUCGCGUAUCUGAGCACCAAGCCUCGGAUCGGCUGCAACUCGGCGCACUCUACCUUGUGCACCAUCUACUGCAAUCUUUGGGACUCCCAGCAGAGGACCCGCACCAAGAAGGCCCUUGGCCAACCGAUCUUCCUUGCUGGGCGGUCCUGUGCAAUCAGGCCAGCCGUGCGACACACCGGGGUUCCACUUUGCCAGCGAUGCUGGAAGUGGGGCCAUCCUACCGUCGCCUGUAAGGCAAAGCAACUCUUCUCCCCUAUCUGUUCAGGUCUGCAUGAGCAGAAGGAGCACCGCCAACAUGCGGGAUGUUGCAAGGGGAACGCGAAAGCAAAGACCCCUGUGCUGCCCACCCCUCACGACCAGCCCUGUCCCCACAAGGGCCACUGCAUCAACUGCCACAAGGACCACACCGCCAACUUGGCUUUGUGCAAGUUCUGGGCUCAUUGUUACGACCGUGAGUGGAUCAUGGCCAAAUAUCAUCAGGUACAUGAGCAUGCUGCUCGCCACCAACUUACUAACCCCCGAACCUAG
Cyclocybe aegerita is the source of this 1434-nucleotide messenger RNA. The record is from the annotation of a GenBank genome assembly. Lineage: Eukaryota; Fungi; Basidiomycota; Agaricomycetes; Agaricales; Hemipholiotaceae.